AUGAAGAACUCCUGUGUAGGCCUCCUGGCUGGUCUACGCACCGGUGUAGGCCUCCUGGCUGGUCUACGCACCGGUGUAGGCCUCCUGGCUGGUCUACGCACCGGUGUAGGCCUCCUGGCUGGUCUACGCACCGGUAUAGGCCUCCUGGCUGGUCUACGCACCGGUGUAGGCCUCCUGGCUGGUCUACGCACCAGUGUAGGCCUCCUGGCUGGUCUACGCACCGGUGUAGGCCUCCUGGCUGGUCUACGCACCGGUGUAGGCCUCCUGGCUGAUCUACGCACCGGUGUAGGCCUCCUGGCUGGUCUACGCACCGGUGUAGGCCUCCUGGCUGGUCUACGCACCGGUGUAGGCCUCCUGGCUGGUCUACGCAUCGGUGUAGGCCUCCUGGCUGGUCUACGCACCGGUGUAGGCCUCCUGGUCUGUGCGGUAUAUGAAUAUGUGCAGCGUCUCUACUUCAAAAACACUUGA
Molecule: messenger RNA, 468 nt
Organism: Procambarus clarkii (red swamp crayfish)
Lineage: Eukaryota; Metazoa; Arthropoda; Malacostraca; Decapoda; Cambaridae
Source: RefSeq, a predicted model, not a curated record